Messenger RNA from Blepharisma stoltei, 1129 nucleotides. NCBI's taxonomy places the organism in Eukaryota, Ciliophora, Heterotrichea, Heterotrichida, Blepharismidae. The record is from the annotation of a GenBank genome assembly.
AUGGGUGCUUUAUACUCAAUAUUUCGAGAUACUCUCCCAGGCUCCACUGCCCAUUAUCUUAACCUUAAACUUGCAGACUGAAGCACCCCUUUCACCCCAAGCAAAGACUUAGAAACUGAAGUUUGCGGAAUUAAUUUCCCAUCUCCUAUAGGAGCAGCUGCAGGACUUGACAGAAAUGGAGACUUCCUCGACCCUCUAUUUCGCUGUGGUUUUGGCUUUGUCGAAGUUGGCUCUGUUACAGCCUCAACUGAACGAAAACAAGGCCAAAAAACAGAAAAAAUUGACUAUCAAAACAAAAAAUGCAUACAGGAAAAUGUUGAUGAAAAACGAGGAAUCCUAUGGAUUGUCCAAAAACUGAGGCAAAAUGCAAAAGGACCAAGAGGAGCUAAUAUUAUGCCGUCAAACGAAACAAUUACAGCGCUUCCUUCUAUAUGUGACGAUGAAUUUAUAUAUUGCAUUGACGAAAUUUAUCCAUUUGUGGACUAUUUUACGCUGAAUUUAGCAGCAAAUAGAGUAAACAAGUUACAGUUAUAUAGGAAAGAAUCUAAGUAUAGGGAUUUAUUUAGAAGAGCGGUUAGGGAGAGGGAUAUGCUGAUUGGGCUGCAAGUGGCUGCAAAGACUGGGCUAGAUGUAGAAAUCCCUUAUAGAUCAAGAAGUUUGAUUCCUCCGAUUUUUGUGAAAAUUGAUAAUGAAGGUUUUGAAGCGAAAAAUUUUGUGAAUGUUUGCAAAGAAGAAGGGAUUGAUGGAAUUAUUUUGUCAGGGACUAAUGAAAAAGGGGAAGGAGGAGAAAUCUUACUCUUUUGUAAUAAAAAUAAUUUUUUUUUAAUAGUUUUAUAUGAAAUAUAUUUAAAAUUAAUUAGAAGAUUUAGCAGAACAAGCUAUAAAUAAAUUGAAAGAAUUUUAUCAAUACACAAAAGGAGACAUUGCAUUGAUAAGCAGCGGUGGGAUUAUGAAUGGCCAAGAAGCUUUAAAACGCUUAAAAGCAGGAGCUUCUCUGGUCCAAAUUUAUUCAGCUGUGAACUUGGAAGGCACCCAAAUUGUAGGAAAAAUCACACAAGAGCUUGAAAAUGCUUUAAAGACAGAAGGCUAUCAAAGUAUCAAAGAAGUCAUUGGGAAAGCUUUUAAAUAA